Clonostachys solani is the source of this 1083-nucleotide messenger RNA. The record is from the annotation of a GenBank genome assembly. NCBI's taxonomy places the organism in Eukaryota, Fungi, Ascomycota, Sordariomycetes, Hypocreales, Bionectriaceae.
AUGAGCGACCGUGGAACGCUCAUCCCGGAGCAUUAUGUGCAUACUGUCCCGACAGCAGACGAGAUCGAGCUAUCAUGUAUUAUCUGGGGACUGUCUUUGGGAAUCUCCGUGUACGGCGCAUUUGCCGCCGGGAAGCAGACCUUCAAAGCAUGGAAACGAGCAAAGAAGGUUACUACCUACAUGGCGCUCAUCUGGCUGGCCUGGACUGCGAGUACGGUCAUGGGGAUCGUGAGCUGGGCCUUCCUGAAGGGAUCUAUCAAACCCGGACUUGAAUAUUUUCUAGUCAUCCUAAUAUCCUGGUUUUUCCAGAUCCACACUCUCUUUCAGAUCAUCGUCAACCGAAUCGCCGUUCUUUCUGUCCGAACAAAAACAAUCUUCCGUCUCAAGUGGGGUGUCUUCUUCCUUACCUGCCUCAUCAACAUCUCCGUCGCCUGCAUAUGGGUGCCGGCCUCGCUGCAAAUCAACGAGACCUUCAUUUCCGUCAACAACGUCUGGGACCGUCUCGAAAAGGCCAUCAUUUGCGUGAUGGACACGGGUCUGAACCUAUACUUUAUUUACCUGGUUCGCUCGCGCCUCAUUGCCAAUGGCUUGACCAAGUACGACCUUCUCUUCAACUUCAACUUGGCGAUGAUUUUCGUCUCCGUGUCUCUCGAUAUUCUCAUUGUUGCGAUGAUGUCUCUCCCCAACAAGUUUGUGUACCUCCAGUUCCAUCCUGUCGCAUACCUUCUCAAGCUCCAGAUCGAGCUUGGAAUGGCCGACCUCAUCGUCAAGAUUGUCAAGGCAUCGAACCCUACGAGCCACAGCUCUGGCCCGUACGUCCGAGGCACGGAUACCAUCGGCAUCAACGCCCAGAGCCGUACAGCUGGCAGCAGAGCCGACCCCUGGGGCAAACCUCAGCAGCGCACCAGGAUCGAGGGUGGCGCCGACGAGGAGGCAAUGGAGAUGGAGAUGUACGGCAAGGGCAUCAAGAAGACUGUCGUGACCGAGGUCGUGACUCAAGACGAUGCCGCGACGGAGAACGACCGGGCCAGCCACAGCAGCUCGACGAGGCAGCUGAAGGAUAGCUCGAGGCAGAGCCACUAA